AUGUGACAGAACAAAGCAACUGCUUUUCGCGCGGAGCAACAUUCUAUUCACGGAUUUAAUAUUUGGUUAAAUUCUAUCAACAAAGAGUAUUUGGGAAUAGUGUAAAAUCAACACCGUAAUUUGCCGGUAUAACCAAAGAUACCCAUACUGUUGCACAAAAUCGUGAAAUUCAAUUAAAUAAAAUGCAAAGUCCGUUGAUGUCACCGAUACCAGUUUCAACAGCAUGUCCGCAAUCAACACCGCGGCCAGUGAACACAGUCGAAAUGGAGUGUAAGCGAAUAUGUGUGGUUCGUUGCUUGCGCGCUGUCACCUGCAAUGUGUUGAUGCAGCUUUUGUUGUUGUCGCUAUUUUUGCUGUUCGUAAAUUUUAGCAUUUGGCAUCCAAUCGAUUGGUUGGUGCAAACCUUCCGAGUAAUUAUAUCCAUUUAUACCUGGCUGUACAUCACCCCAUUGAUCAGUGUUGUUAUUGUGUACGGCAUUUUCUUGGGAAAAUCAUAUUUGAACGAGAAACGCAUGUACCGCAAUCGUUUCAUGAUUAUUUACAAAACAACAUUGCCAAAGUGUCUAUUUUUCACGCUGCAUUUUCUCAUCGGAAUACUCACAACAUGGUUGUAUUCACGAUUUUUGUCCGACGAUUAUCAGACGCUAUUUUUGGACCGUUCCGAAUGUACAACCGACGAUUACAAAUUGACAUCCAGUCAGGUAUGCGUCAAUGAAAAAUAUGUGCUGAUUUCAUUGUGCGGAUCACUGGUGGCGAUAUGGUAUUGCUGGAAAAAGGAUCCAUCGAAUGAAUCGUGCGAAUUUCCAAUCAUUCAUCAAAGUAAAUAUCUGCGUGCUCGUGCUUUUUUUUAUUCGGUGCUUUGGACGACAUUGAUUCAAGUUUUCGUUCCGGUCAUUUUGUCGCACGUUUUCUACAGUUUAAUUGGACGCUUUCCAUUCCAAUGGUUUCUGCGACGAUUGCUUCGCAUUGAAUUCGUACUCAACGGCAAUGUACAUGUGUACGACAUUAAAUUGAUGGCCAUAACAUGGAUUUUAUCAACGAAUAUUUUAAGCAAUUUACAUUUGAUGGCAUUUUUAUUUCAAGUAUUUUUGACACAGCCAAAACUAUUCCCCAUCGAAGUUGGCACGCUAAAUGAUGGCAAUGCGGUAUUCAACAAACAAGAAAGCAACGACGUGACUCUUGUUCAAGCACUAGCCAACACUAAAGUGCCAAUCGUACGACAAUUGGCCGCAUUGGAUUUGUACAAACUAUCCGAAUAUGGUGAUUUAUAUAAACGACGACAACAGAUAUUUGCGCUAUCAUUGCCCGGCGGUCAUCCGUACAAUUGGAAUGCAUUAAGUGCACAAUGUUUGAGUUUAAUCAAUUCAUUCAACGCUGAGCUGCGUACCGCGAUAAGAAAUUUGAAAAAUGGCCCACAAAUUAAAUUGAAUAAUAAUGCAUUGCCAGCACAAGUGAAACACAUGCCAUUUUCAUCGAAUUUUCAACCACAACCAGAACCGGAGUUUCGUUCAUCGACACCAACACCAACAUCAGCCACCGAAAUGGCCGAAAAAAUCCGAAAUCGUCAGUACAACGAAAGUUGUGGCAUUCGUAACAUGUUAACACCAAUGACACCAACUGAAAACGAACAUUUACUAUCACCAAUCCGUCCAAUUUCGGAUCCAUGUGCACGCUUUAGCCAAACAAUGGGCAUUUUACAGGAGAAAAUGCAAAGUUUUAAAGCAACAAUUUUCAAUUUGCCGGGCAUUCGAUUUCUAUUUGGUGAAAAUGAAAUGGCACAGCUACAGGCUAUCGUAACCAUUUCAAGAGCCGAUGAAAUUGGCUGGAUCGUUCAAGGCUUAUCAUCGAUUGCCGUUCAUUCGUUGCACGAAGACCGAUACGGUGUGGUACAAAUGAAUUUACCCGAAAUCAUUACGACGUUACUACAAUUACGUGAGAGCAUCAAUCAAUUGCCACCGAGCCUGUUCAACGUUAAUAAUGUGUCACCGUAUUUGCGAAGCUUUCAGUCAAAACCAACCGGUGCCAUUUUUCUACGUAAUGCAGUCAAACGCAGUCUGUACAAUUUAUGCAUCACAUUCAAUGAAUAUUUACCCGAAUUGGUCACGAGCACAAGCGAUUUGCGCAUCCUUAAAAAUUACAUCGACUUUUUAGAGGCUUGAAUUGUGUAUUUUUCUUCUUUCAUUUAUUGUAAUAAUUAUUAUUAAGACUUAAGUUAUGCUAAUCAGGUUGAAUUUAUCAAUUAAAACAUUAAUCCAAAUAAAGACAUUUUUAUGAGCUGAAA
Contarinia nasturtii (swede midge) is the source of this 2281-nucleotide messenger RNA. RefSeq names its product nucleoporin Ndc1 (gene Ndc1). Gene Ontology annotation, molecular function: protein-macromolecule adaptor activity. Gene Ontology annotation, biological process: nuclear pore organization. The record is from RefSeq and is a predicted model, not a curated record. Gene Ontology annotation, cellular component: nuclear pore transmembrane ring. The coding region runs from base 183 to 2159 and encodes 658 amino acids. NCBI's taxonomy places the organism in Eukaryota, Metazoa, Arthropoda, Insecta, Diptera, Cecidomyiidae. The transcript is spliced from 2 exons.